This is a messenger RNA of Echinostoma caproni, 1062 nucleotides long. Lineage: Eukaryota; Metazoa; Platyhelminthes; Trematoda; Plagiorchiida; Echinostomatidae. The record is from the annotation of a GenBank genome assembly.
UUUGGUGAGUUGUUGGCUCAAUCUAGUGAUGAGGAUGACGACGGUCGCCUAGAUCGAGUAAGCGGUGCGCCCUCUGUUCGAUCGAAGGCUUCUACUAAACACAGUCACAUGAAAGACAGGAAACCCAAAUCCCUGGUCGAGGAACUGGAGUCUGUGGCUGAAACCAGUGGUUUGUGCAAGCGAGCGAGAAAGCGGGCGCAGCGCCGAACUGAGAAUGGCGAUGACGAUAACUUGAGCGACUCUAGUAGCAGCGCAGACAGACUGAUCGCCCCUCUCGGUGCUAAGCGGAAAGUGCGAUUCGCUGACAAUGCUAGUCUAGCUUCAACCAAUCGUCCAGACACCAAGCGCUGGCGUACCGGGACAUUCAACACUGGAGCCAGAUCCUCUGAUCUUUGGCUGGUUGAGGCUAAUCCGGAGACAGGGGAUGUACUCGACCUAUCUGAUCCGAGGGCAUUGGCGCGACACACGGCGAUUGCCUCGGAUGCUGCAACCGCCAAGGCAAUGACCGAUGCUUUCCGUGCAGCGGAAGCCUCAAAUCAUGGCACUCGGCCGAAAACCAGCACUCCAUUCCCCAUAGUUAAUGGUCGUAUUAUAAUUGACGAAAGUAACAAGCACUCUACUUCAGAGCCGGAUUGGUCUGUUCCGGUAAGUGACGAAGAGGAUGAAGCAGAUGCAAACUCUGGUGUUGCUGCUGCUGGUUGGUCGCACGAACCUGCCGGUGCAAAUACACGGAAGUCGAAGUCUAUCCCCGUCCACAUUCCUGGCCGUGAGUUUGCUUCGUCCAAGGCACGAGGUGAUAUGCGUCGUCCCGGUCAACCUGAUCCCUAUGCGUAUAUCACUCUCGGCGCAGGGUUAGGUAGUAUGACCGGGAAGGGAAGGACAAACGCACAGGAACGUCGGCGUCUUCUAAAAGCUGUCGGUAUUGGUAGACAGAGACGAAAGAUUCUUCAAAAUCCCGGUUCGGAUUCUGCACGAUCAAAAUCUAUCAGGCGAAGUAAGAAAUCAGGAAAGCUUGAAAUUGAAGGAGGCCGGGGUAUUCGACGUAAACUGAAUCUGAAGUAA